Messenger RNA from Glossina fuscipes, 3616 nucleotides. It is a transcript of the gene trpl, whose product is annotated as transient-receptor-potential-like protein. Gene Ontology annotation, molecular function: protein binding; store-operated calcium channel activity; inositol 1,4,5 trisphosphate binding. The record is from RefSeq and is a predicted model, not a curated record. The transcript has 14 exons. NCBI's taxonomy places the organism in Eukaryota, Metazoa, Arthropoda, Insecta, Diptera, Glossinidae. The coding region runs from base 165 to 3560 and encodes 1131 amino acids. Gene Ontology annotation, biological process: manganese ion transport; regulation of cytosolic calcium ion concentration; calcium ion transmembrane transport. Gene Ontology annotation, cellular component: cation channel complex; membrane.
AUGUGUUGAAAAAUUAAAAAAAAAGUAAAGAAACGAAAAAAAGGAAAGAACAAGGAAGAGAAAAAGAAAAGAGUGAAAACGUGCUAAACAAGCAUUAUUACCUUGCCUUGCUUACAUCUGUUGAAUUGUUCAGAUAUUCAUAACCUGCAACCACUGCGACUAGAAUGGGAAAAGCGGAAAACAAAAAACACAAAGCGAGUGCAGCAAAUCAUGAAGGCAACGAUAACGGUUCUCCUCCCAUCCGAUUACCACACCCUUUGCAAUUGGAAGAAAAGAAAUUUCUUCUAGCAGUAGAACGUGGAGACAUAGGAAAUGUACGUAGAAUACUUCAAAAAUCCAACCGGUACAAUCAUAUCAAUAUCAACUGUAUGGACGCAUUGGGCAGACGCGCCUUAACUUUGGCCAUAGACAAUGAGAAUUUAGAAAUGGUUGAGCUUUUGGUUAUAAUGGGCGUAGACACCAAGGACGCUUUAUUGCAUGCCAUUAACGCUGAGUUCGUUGAAGCCGUUGAAUUGUUGCUCGAGCAUGAGGAAUUAAUCUACAAGGAGGGCGAACUCUAUAGUUGGCAAAAGGUUGACAUAAAUACAGCUACGUUUCCACCGGAUAUAACACCGCUAAUUCUGGCAGCCCAUAAGAACAACUACGAAAUUUUGAAAAUACUUUUAGAUCGAGGAGCAGCCGUCCCUGUACCUCAUGAUAUCAAAUGCGGAUGUGAUGAAUGCGUCCGCAUGUCUUCUGAGGAUUCUUUGCGACACUCAUUAUCGCGAGUGAAUACUUACAAAGCUUUAUCCAGUCCUUCACUAAUAUGUUUAACUUCAAAUGACCCAAUUUUGACGGCUUUUGAACUGUCAUGGGAACUACGAAAUUUAGCUUUUACGGAACAGGAAUGCAAAUCCGAAUAUAUGGAAUUACGUAGACAAUGCCAAAAAUUUGCUGUGGACUUAUUAGAUCAGACGCGAACUUCAAACGAACUGGCUGUUAUUUUAAAUUACGAUCCAGAGAUGUCCACCUAUAAGCCAGGCGAUCGCAUGUCUCUGCGUCGUUUAACUGAAGCCAUAAACUAUAAACAAAAAAAGUUUGUAGCGCAUUCGAAUAUUCAGCAGUUAUUAGCUGCUAUUUGGUAUGAAGGAUUGCCGGGUUUUCGCCGUAAGACGCUCAUGGAAAAAUUUUUGUGCAUAGUUGAGGUAGCAGUUCUGUUUCCAAUAUAUUGUUUGAUAUAUAUGGCAGCGCCAAAUUGCAAGACAGCGGUCUUACUGCGAAAGCCGUUUAUGAAGUUUCUAAUACAUGCCUCAUCAUAUUUAUUCUUUUUAUUCAUCUUAAUUUUGGUUUCCCAACGAGCGGACGAUAAUGUCAUACGUAUAUUUGGCACGGAACGUAUGAAGCAAGAGUUGUCCGAAGAACAAUUGCGUCAACGUGGCAGAGGACCAACCAAAUUAGAAAUUUUGGUUGUAUUUUAUUUAUUCGGAUUUAUAUGGGAAGAAGUACAAGAAAUCUUCACUGUAGGCAUUCAUACCUACUUACGCAACAUGUGGAAUUUCAUUGACUUCCUCAGAAAUAGCUUAUAUGUUAGCGUGAUUUGUCUAAGACUCUUCGCCUAUAUGCAGCAAUCCAGCGAAAUAGCACGUGAUCCGGCAAUGGCUUACGUCCCACGCGAAAAAUGGAAUGAUUUCGACCCGCAACUUAUAGCAGAAGGCUUAUUUGCUGCUGCCAAUGUUUUUUCAGCCUUAAAAUUGGUUCAUUUGUUUUCGAUAAACCCCCAUUUAGGUCCUCUGCAAAUUUCACUGGGCCGCAUGGUUAUUGAUAUUGUGAAAUUCUUUUUCAUUUAUUCACUGGUUCUGUUCGCAUUUGCUUGCGGCCUUAAUCAAUUGCUCUGGUAUUUCGCUGACUUGGAGAAAAGUAAAUGCUACGUAUUGCCUGAUGGGGAGGCUGACUGGACUGGUCAUGCCGACUCUUGCAUGAAAUGGCGUAGGUUUGGCAAUUUAUUUGAGUCAUCUCAGUCUCUGUUUUGGGCUAGCUUUGGUAUGGUAGGCUUAGACGAUUUCGAGUUAACGGGCAUUAAAUCGUAUACUCGCUUCUGGGGCUUGUUAAUGUUCGGGUCGUAUAGUGUUAUCAACGUUAUCGUAUUGCUAAACCUUCUAAUAGCCAUGAUGUCAAAUUCGUACGCUAUGAUUGAUGAACAUUCUGAUACUGAAUGGAAAUUUGCUCGGACAAAAUUGUGGAUGAGUUACUUCGAAGACAGUUCAACGUUGCCACCACCUUUCAACAUAAUGCCUUCAGUUAAAUGGUUAAUUCGGUUCUUCAGGAAAUCGAGUAAAGAAAUUGAUCGCAAACGUUCAAAGAAACGUCAACAAAAUGAUCAAGAAAAUAUUUACGAAAAUAUUUUACGUUCGUUGGUCUGGCGAUAUGUGGCUGCCCAGCAUCGUAAGUUCGAAGACAAUCCUGUUACAGAAGAUGACAUAAACGAGGUGAAAAGUGAAAUAUCAACCAUGCGUUAUGAGAUGUUGGAAAUUUUCGAAAACAGCGGAAUGGAUAUAUCUUCUGCUGUUAAGAAAGAAAAACCUUGUCGCGCCAAGAGGACAAAAGUGUGGGAGCGCCGCCUUAUGAAAGGUUUUCAAGUAAUGCCCAUACAAAGUCAUUACGAAGAACAAGGCAAUGGAAACGUAAACGCAAUUGCAGAUAUGCAAGAGAUAAAAAUUGAAAAGGCUUCUUCCCGUGUUGAAAAAGAAACGGCAAAGGAACGCUUUAGGCGAGUAGCUCAUACAGUGGCAGCACAAUCUGCUACGCAUAAAUGGAACUUGGUAUUGCAGGGUACGCUAAAAGAUUCUCAGAUUGGCCGAUGUAAUGAAGAAAGUUAUAAAAAUCUGCAAAAUCUCGGCAAAGCAAUGGAGGAAGCUAGAAAACUUAUACAAAUUAGCUCCCAUCCAACGAGUGAUCGCGAGUCUCCUAUACCCAUACAGUUUGAAGAUGAGAAAGCCACAACUCUUAUGGAAUUACUGAGUAAAAUAAGCGGAGAUUUACAAGACACAAGCAUUGACGCUGACAACAAACGACCACGUGUUGCAGAAGUUCGAAAACAGACUUUGCCGUGGAAAAAAAAUAGCCAAAUGACUAAGAAGCGCCAAGAAAGCGCGGCUUCCGUAAACUCGCAUAGCUUAUAUGCACAUCAAACUGACAGUACCCCAUUUUCAAAACCUGUCAGCAACAAAACGAAUGAAGAAGGUCAAGCAGAAUUAACAUUAACAGUUUCAGGUUUUGCUGGACAGGCUAACAAGAUCGUAGGAAGCCAACAGCCAGCAUUGAAAAAAACUGCACCAUUUCCGCCGCAACAGCAGAAGCAGUCGGUUCAUGUACCAUUUGCAGUCGAGUUAGGUAAAGCUGGAAGGCGACCUGGUUUUGCUAAACCACCUCCCGUCUAUCAAAAUUUACCUAAAAAUUUCGAUAUAAAUGUGGUAGACUUGGACUCUCAAUCACUUUCAUACUCAAUGGACGAUCUUUCUGACGCUAGCUCUGUUGGGCGCGAAAGUCCAUCGCAUCGACAGAGAGAUCAUAAUCAGAAAUGAAAACUAUAUUAUAUCAACAGAAUAAGAAUUCAAAUAUAUGAAAGCCAAGAACAAAA